AAAAAAAGAGAGAGAAAAAUUAUGGAGGUGAGUGUUGUGGUCCUCACACUCUCACACUGGCUUCUUUUUCACUUUUUAUUCUUCUACUAUAGUUCCACCACAUCCCCAACUUCUUUAGUAUCUCCCUCCUCUUUGCUCUUUAUAAGAGAACCCAAUUUCAUUUACUUUCAUUCUUCAAUGUUCUUCUGUUAUUAUAGCUGCUUUACUUUUGUGGGUGUUCCAUGGAUUUGGGUAAAAUUGAGAGGAAUAGGCAGAGAAUGGUGAUAGGGAAGGAGAAAGUGAUGGUGGUGAAGAAGGAAGAAAGAGAUGAGGAAUAUGAGCAAGUUGGGUGCUUGGAGGAGGAUAAGAAGAGAAAAGGAGUUGUAGGUGGUGGUGGUGGUGGGUCUGGUAGGAAAGGCUCAGGAGGUGGUGUUGGGGGUUUGAGGUGUUGCCAAGCUGAGAAGUGUACUGCUGAUCUGACUGAUGCAAAGCAGUAUCAUAGGAGACAUAAGGUUUGUGAGAUUCAUGCUAAGGCUCAAGUUGUGGUUGUGGGAGGUUUGAGGCAAAGGUUUUGCCAGCAAUGCAGCAGAUUUCAUGAGCUAUCAGAAUUUGAUGAAACCAAACGGAGUUGUCGCAGGCGUUUGGCAGGACACAAUGAACGGCGAAGAAAGAAUUCAGCAGAGUCUCCUGCGGAAAGCUCAAGCCACAAGGGUUCAAGUCCUCAGUUGAAAGAUAUUGUUUGUGGGAAGGUUGAUGAUAGGGGGAGAAUUCAGAUAUCCAUCCAAGAAAAUGCCACUUACAAGCAUUUCCAGAUCAGAUAAGACUUGAGCCAAGUGGUUUCGAAACAUGCUCUCUCUCUUCUGUCACCCUUAAAACUGUAAUGACAUAUUUGAGAUUUCAAUUUAGUUGAAACAGAAGUAUGGCAUUGUCAUAUGCACUUUGUUUCACUCUUAAGUAUGUAACUGCAGUUACAGGCAUAAACUAUUAUGUGUUUCGCAUUAAUCUAAUAUAUUUUGCAAGGCUAGAAAAUAUUGCUCUUAUUCUUCACCA
This is a messenger RNA of Ziziphus jujuba (common jujube), 1029 nucleotides long. Its product is annotated as squamosa promoter-binding protein 1. The transcript has 2 exons. The record is from RefSeq and is a predicted model, not a curated record. Gene Ontology annotation, molecular function: DNA binding. The coding region runs from base 222 to 800 and encodes 192 amino acids. Lineage: Eukaryota; Viridiplantae; Streptophyta; Magnoliopsida; Rosales; Rhamnaceae. Gene Ontology annotation, cellular component: nucleus.